Microthlaspi erraticum is the source of this 582-nucleotide messenger RNA. The record is from the annotation of a GenBank genome assembly. NCBI's taxonomy places the organism in Eukaryota, Viridiplantae, Streptophyta, Magnoliopsida, Brassicales, Brassicaceae.
AUGGCAGAGAAAGAGCAAUCAUCGGAACCACCGCCGUCACUUCCCGAAGACGUCAUCGUUGACAUCUUAGCGCGUGUACCGAGAUGCAACUAUCCAACACUCUCCCUCGUUUCAAAACACUUCCGGUCUCUCGUUGCGUCCCGUGAGAUAUACGCGAGACGAUCCUUAUUAGGCUGCACCGAACACUGUCUCUAUGUUGUCCUCUCUAACAGGAAACGCUACGUCGCGAUGGGCUCGAAGAUAUAUGUGUUCAACAAUAUGACAUCAUUAAGCAUCGACUGUAUAUCUCACACAGCGCAACCCCUCCCGAGCAUGCCUGUGGUCAUGGAUGUUACGAACGCUGACAUCAUCGACGGGAGAAUCUACGUGAUUGGGUAUAUUGGGAUUUCAAUCAAGAAGGUGAUGGUUGUGUUCAAUACAGAAACACAAACAUGGGAGCCUGAGACGAUAAAGAUUGACACUGAGGUUGACAUGUGGACGUGUGAAUGUGUGGUGAUGGGUGGUAAGAUGUACUUUAGGGAUAAUGAGAAUAGCUUGUUUACGAGCCAAAGGGAAGUAAAUGGGAAACAGACGAGAUGGUGA